GGGGAGGGGCUCGCGGCCUGCACUUGAACGCUCGAGAGCGGAUGAAUGGGGGAUGUGGUGUGCCGGAGCUUUCGCCGACCGCGUUAAUUUUGCCUCCGUUAAUUAGUGGGUGGGCGUGGGUAGCUAGGAGGACUUUGCAGGCCCCUGCGGCCCUCUUGGAAAGAAAAGCGGGAAUUCUUAAACGCCGUAGAGAUUUCGGUGGGAACUGUCGCGAUUUGCGACAGCGUCGCCGUGCAACAACAGCAGCGAGAGACUGCUCGGAUUUACAAGCGGCGGCGGCAGCAGCAGCAGGUGUUGUCAGAGGGUUCGGUGGGCAACUGCGACCGACUCCACCACCAUCGCCCGAGUUCUUGUUGUUGUGGCUUGACCAUGGGUCUCGGCGACGUGAAGUGCCUGGCCGUGGAGCUGGAGGCGCCCGACGGCGGUAGCGGACGCGGCGUGUUCGUGGCCGGCCAGGAGGUGCGUGGCCGCGUCCUGCUGAGACUCCGACGCGAGUCGCGACUCCGCUCGCUGCGAGUCCGCGCGCGGGGCCUCGCCCGGGUCGGCUGGGCCGAGCCGGAGCUGCUGGGACGGGCCGCGACGCCGCUGACUCUCGCCUGCCGCGAGGAGUCCACCUACCUGGACGUGCAGCAGCCGCUCCUCGUGCCGACUGGCGGAAGUGAGGAUCACGUGACGCUGCCCGCCGGGCUGCACGAGUUCCCGUUCAGCUUCGUGCUGCCGGACGGACCGCUGGCCACGUCGUUUGAGGGGCGUCACGGCUGGGUCCGCUACUGGGUGGAGGCCGCACUGGAGCGUGACUGGGGCCGGACGCAGCGCACGCGCCAUCGCUUCAGCGUCGUGGUGCACGUGGACAUCAACACGCCCACCCUGCAGGAGUCGGCCGCUGGCGCUCGCGAGAAGAACGUCGGCUUCGCCAUGUUCGGCUCGAGCCUCAUCGCGCUCAGCGUGAAGAUCGACCGGCGCGGCUACUGCCCGGGCGAGGCCAUCGCCAUCCACGCCGAGGUGGAGAACUGCUCGUCGCGCCUCGUCGUGCCCAAGGCGGCGCUCUGCCAGCGCCAGGUGUUCUUGGCGGGUGGGCGCACGCGCUCGCACGUGCGCGCCGUGGCGGAGGUGCGCGGCGAGAGCGUGCCGUCGGGCCGCACCGACUCGUGGGACGGCCGCUUGCUCAAGGUCCCGCGCCUGCCGCCCUCCGUGCUGUCCUGCGCCCUCAUCCGUGUCGAGUACUGCCUACAGGUGUACGUGGACAUCCCCGGCUCGUCAAACCUGCAGCUGGAGCUGCCACUGGUGCUGGGCACGAUACCGCUGCAAGCACUGGGCUCCCGCACGUCCAGCGUGUCGAGCCAGCGCAGCGUCACUGGGGGACCAGCGUGGAGCGAGCUGCCCGAGGCGCCUGAAGCUCCCCCGUGCUACACGGACGUGGUGUCGGAGGAGAGGUUCCGCAGUCUGUGCGUCCACGCCGAGGAGGCCUCUGCAGGGCCCCGCUCGGCCUACCUCUACAUGCAGCAGUUCAUGCUGCAGCCUCCGCCCCUCUACUCCGAGGUUGACCCCCAUCCUCUGGAGAGGCUGCCGGUGCAGGUGAGCACGUGAGGCCUCUCCGCGCACCAUCGAUGUGGACAGCGAGCACGAGAGAGGGAAAGGGGGAGCGGGAGCCGUGUCUGUGAAUCACGGGGCAUCCAAGCCGUCCAGCACACGCAUUCGCAAGUGGCGGUGCAAACUCCGGACUCUUGACGAUGGAGCUGAUGAACAUUAAUGAUUGGGACAGUGACAACGAUGAUGCUGAGGACUGUCUUUCUCUGAAGAUGGGGAUCUAUGUCAUGAUGACGCAGUUAUGAAGAUGUGGGAUCGAUAAUGAUGAUGGUGACGAAGGUGGUGAUUGUGAUGAGGACAGCGGUGAUGAAGAAAAUGGUGACGCCUCGAAAGAUGGCGACAGCGUUCGUUGUGGCGACGGUGAUCGUUAUGGAGACUGCGCUGGAGGGAGGGAUAGUGGUCUUGACGAGUGUUGCCAGUAGCGAUGUUUGAGAGGCUGUACCACGUUGCGCGUGUGCGGUACGGCUGUCCCUGCGACACAGGCGCCGGGACUCGCGCGCCGUCCGGCUGCUGCAGCCGAGCGUGGCGGCGUGCACUUUAAAUGCGUUUUCAUUUUUUUGAGCAAAAAUGUUCAUUUUUGCUUUUGCCAAAGCCUUUACCUGGCACUUACCCAGCUGCAUGGGAAACACUAACGGCAUUUGCCAUCAUGAUGAAUGUCGUGUGGCCUUAUUUUUGUAUACGCACUUCAAGCACAAAUGGUUAAAUUUUAAUGGCGGCCACUGGCUUCCAUUACCGAGUGCCAUAGGUUGCCUGGUGAUGAGGGAUCCUCAUAAGGGACGGGACUGGGUGGCCACGUGCGUGGAUGUGCACGUUAAAGUUAUUUUGUAUUCUCAGCUUCAACACCAAAACUCGGAGCCCCGGCUGGCACAAGACUGUGCCGCCGGUUCCCAUUGAGCCAUGCGCGCAAGGGUCGUUAUUAAGCCUCGCCAACCAUGACCUCGUGCUGCUGCGAGGGUGGUGGAGGACGAGCUGUCCCUCCACCCCCGCCGGUGAGGGUCAACCCUGGCGAAGGUAACAUUCUGCCAUGAAACCCGGUCACACCCCUUGGGCAGAGGGACUACUUCCCCGGGGUUUUUGUAACCAAACGAGCCAAAACGCGCCCUGCGCCACUGAAUGAAACUUCGCCGGCGUGACUGUUCAAAACGUUUACAAGGAAAGUUCUCCUGCUGUAACCGCAGCUGCUGUCCUGGGUGGAAUAUUCCAGCUGUAGCCAGGUGCCAGAACCGCCGAGCAGCGGUCCGAGUGCCUCGCUUGAAGCGAUUUCCCCGAGCCUCGGUUGGUUUGGGGAAUGGGCAGCUAUCAUGCCGGAUUGAUGGAGCCAUCGUGGGUUUUUUUGCCAAAAGAAUCUGGUGACGUGUGGGCAUUUGUGUCCCGCGUCGUCAACCGAGCCAAAUCUUGCGUUGGAUCUGCGGAGCUGGAAUGGCACUUCCAGGGUUAUUUUGUUUUGUUUUUGUUAACACAGCCAUGAUGCCUGGGCUGGCCUUGCCUGGCAGUGCCCGGGCAGCCCUUACAGUGUUAUAUUCAGACGUGCGUUUUGACCGCUGGAUGUGAAAGGUCCGACCCUGUGGGUUUUGUAAUAAAAUCACUGUUUUGUAGA
Molecule: messenger RNA, 3184 nt
Organism: Petromyzon marinus (sea lamprey)
Lineage: Eukaryota; Metazoa; Chordata; Hyperoartia; Petromyzontiformes; Petromyzontidae
Product: arrestin domain-containing protein 3-like
Biological process (GO): protein transport
Cellular component (GO): cytoplasm
Source: RefSeq, a predicted model, not a curated record